CCUCUCAUCAUUUCCUUCCAAUGGCUUCCAUUCCCAAUCUCUCAUCUUUCCUACCCACACUCUCCCAUUCGAACCCAAACAACCAAUGCACUCUCCCUCCAACCUCUCUCUUCGGCACCAGAAUCACCCUCCUACGCGCCACCUCAUCGUCCCGUUCCCUCCCCAACACAAGUUGCAGUGCCACGUCAGCAACCGUGUCGUUUAGCCUCCCCACCCCGAAACCCCUUUCGGAUACGCCCGAUAAAACCCCAAAGUGGUCGGAGAGGGCUAUAAAAUCGUAUGCAAUGGGGGAAUUGGAAGCGAGGAAGCUCAAGUAUCCAAACACGGGAACCGAGGCGAUUCUCAUGGGGAUUUUGGUUGAAGGAACAAGUAAUGCUGCAAAAUUCUUAAGAGCUAAUGGAAUUACUCUUUUGAAAGCACGUGAAGAAACAGUAGAGCUACUUGGGAAAUCUGAUUUGUUUUUCUUCAGCCCUGAGCAUCCUCCUUUGACUGAACCAGCCCAGAAAGCCCUUGAUUGGGCAAUUGAGGAGAAAUUGAAGUCAGCAGGUGAAGGAGGAGAAAUAAACGUCACACAUUUACUUCUAGGAAUAUGGUCACAAGAAGAAUCAGCAGGUCAACAGAUCUUGGCUACUCUAGGUUUCGAUGAUGGAAAAGCCAAAGAACUUUCUAAAAAAAUUGAUGGAGAUGUUUGAUUUAAGUUUCAAAAGGGGCAAGCUUAAGAAAUUUCUUGCAGAUUGAUGGUUGAUUAAUACCCGUUGACCCUUGGGGUUGCAAGUUCCUCUUAGGGAAAAUUAACUAUACUCCCUCAAGAUUAUCAACAAGUACCUGUGUUAAUGUUAUUUCAAAUGCUGUGUCGUACACCAUUUUGGGGAUGAUGUAUUUCUUAUUCUUUUUUAAUUUAUCCAAGUUUUGUGGAAGUUAAUUUUUUAGCAGUGUGUGAUGGUGGAAUUGCAGUCACACACUGCAUCAUCUCUAGUCUCUACCCUGUUCUGUAACUUAUCACCCUGUAACUUAUACAAGUUGUAUCUGUAUCAUUUUGCUAACACCAAAACUUUUUUACUACGAAAUGAAUUAAUUGUAAUGGACUGUCAUAAGAUCUUAUGAUCGGUGAAAGAAAUGAUUCAUUUGUUUCAUGCAUUA
This is a messenger RNA of Glycine soja, 1140 nucleotides long. RefSeq names its product ATP-dependent Clp protease ATP-binding subunit CLPT1, chloroplastic-like. The transcript is spliced from 6 exons. The record is from RefSeq and is a predicted model, not a curated record. The coding region runs from base 21 to 692 and encodes 223 amino acids. Lineage: Eukaryota; Viridiplantae; Streptophyta; Magnoliopsida; Fabales; Fabaceae.